GCGUUCUCCCGAAUCAGCGAUACUGUUUUACAGUGAUACUGUGAUUCAGGGUUUCUGUUCUUUUGUAUAUGCAGCGCCUUCGAAUAUCGUUUUUCGUUCCGUUACCUUGAAUGUUAUUAUCAUUUUCACACAAAGUGACACAAUAUUGUGUGACGCGCUAAGAUCUGCCAACCGUCCGGAAAAUGUCGUAUUCCGCUCUGCUCAAAAUGGCCUUUCUUUUUAGCGGAAUAUGCAUCCUAUCCGUCUUUCUGUUUGUCCCCACUGCAAAAGUACCGGUGUCUGCAUUCUAUGAUCAUGUCGAUCGGUCAAAACCACCGCCCGUCGAUGAAGUCACGAAUCCAGUUAAUCCAGUUCGCUGGCAAGCGGCAAUUCCCUUUCAGCUUUUCGUCCACUCCGCGGUCUAUGCGCUUCCCUCGGAGAACCUCACCGGUUAUGUUAUCAAGAUAAUCUCCAUCGUCAACCGCACCGACGCGGAGAUGCACAAGGCGCUUCCGUGCAGUUGUGUGUGUGUCCCCAUGGAACAUUCCCGGCGGUGUUAGCCGAUUAUCCCGAUCACCAUAAUCAGCGGUAUAUCGCUGCCACACUUACGUGCGAUGUCCGUGAGUACGCCGACUACGCGCGACCCAUCCGGAUGACGCUGCAGUGCCAGAUGCGGAAUGUUUCCCGAUCGGUGGACCUUGACGUGGCCACACCUCCCUUCUGGCCGGAACCGCCGCCGCUGAGUAUGGCACUGUGUGGACCCAUCGUUUUCGGGCAGGAUAUCCGUCCGGAACAUAUCGUGGAAUGGGUGGAGUACUACCGGAUCAUGGGCGUUUCCAAAUUCUUCAUCCCGGUGUAUUAUACGAGUCCGUUUUCGGAUGUUCCGGCAGAACUGCUGUGGGUGCUGUGGUAUUAUGAGGAUCUGGAAUUGGUGGAGGUGGUCAACUGGACGCUCCCGGUCGAGAUUGAACGGAAGGUGCAUUAUAACGGCCAGCUGGCGGCUAUUAACGGGUGCGUGAUGAAGGCUUACGGAUACUGGGACUACGUCGUUGUUGUGGACUUUGACGAGUACAUCAUCUCUCAAGACGGAACCGGUUUGGAUGCCAUCGUCCAGAAGGGAUCCCUUGACUGCGUCACAAUCCGGCACUCCGCCGUUAAAAACUCCCUCAGCGUCCCCGCCACGUCUGACGACAUCGGCCAGCAUCUGGUUCGCCACUUGCAGCGGGAUUCCUUCGUCUGGCCGGCCAACGAUCGCACCAAGUAUGUUUGUCGUCCGCAGAGCGUUCUGGAAGCGGGCAUUCACUUCAUCCACAAGAUACGCCCCAACGCGCGUUUAUUGCAAGGAGCCAACACCGAGGAGACGCUGGUGCUGCAUUUUCGCGAGGCCUUGAUUGGAGCCGGUGCCACAUUGGUCGAUGUGGACAUGGACCGCUUCUUCGGACUACAACGACUCCCAGCGGCUCACGGAUAGGGUCAACACGGUCUAUCGCAGUAUUUUCAUCUCCCCUGGCGGACCGAAAUGAGAGCUACGCCCUCCGGCUUCUUAUUAUUAUUCUGCGCCAUUUCAAAUGCACUGUGAUAGACCGCCCAAAAAUUUACAUUUGGUUGUCUUGUUCGACAAGCUGCUGUGUUUUAAGCAAUGAUUUUUUUAUCCCUUUGCGCGGAUUUUAUUUGUCAUCUUGACCUUUCUGGAUUUAGUACAGCUAGACUUUUUGGUGUAGCUCUCAAAGGCAUUGCCCUUUUCUCGUCCUGUUUUUACU
This is a messenger RNA of Paramacrobiotus metropolitanus, 1739 nucleotides long. Its product is annotated as beta-1,4-galactosyltransferase galt-1-like. The record is from RefSeq and is a predicted model, not a curated record. The coding region runs from base 632 to 1450 and encodes 272 amino acids. The transcript has 2 exons. NCBI's taxonomy places the organism in Eukaryota, Metazoa, Tardigrada, Eutardigrada, Parachela, Macrobiotidae.